AAAGGAGAAAAACGCUCUUAGAAGAGGAAUCAGGAAACGGAGUUAGCUGCACAUCGCCCGGUUGAAUUACCGCCUAAGCGCUAAUUGAAGUAUAAACUGCAUAUAUCCACAAAGAUGUCCAAAAGACAUCGCUUGGAUUUGGGUGAUGACUACGCUGCUGUCAAGAAGAGGUCUGACGGGCGAGACAGGGACCGCGACAGAGACCGCGAGGACCGUUCGAGGGACAGGGACCGAGACAGGGACCGUGACAGGGACAAAGACCGGGACAGAGACACAAAGCCGCUGAGUGUCCCCUCCAACAGCACCGCAGCCAUGCCAGUGUUGCCGCCCAUGAAGCAGAUGGCUGUGCACCAGCAGAUCAAUCCGUUCACCAACCUGCCGCACACGCCGCGCUAUUACGAGAUCCUGAAGAAGAGGUUACAGCUCCCGGUGUGGGAGUACAAGGAACGCUUCAAUGAUAUCAUCACACGUCAGCAGAGCUUCGUCCUGGUCGGAGAGACGGGCUCUGGGAAAACAACACAGAUCCCACAGUGGUGUGUGGACAUGGUGAGAGGCUUGCCUGGUCCUAAGCGGGCGGUAGCUUGUACUCAGCCCAGGAGAGUGGCAGCCAUGAGUGUGGCUCAAAGGGUGGCAGACGAAAUGGACGUCAUGCUUGGACAGGAAGUCGGUUACUCCAUUCGAUUUGAGGACUGUAGCUCUGCCAAGACUAUACUAAAGUACAUGACAGACGGUAUGUUACUAAGAGAGGCCAUGAAUGACCCGCUGCUGGAACGAUAUGGUGUCAUCAUCCUUGACGAGGCCCACGAGCGAACUCUGGCCACAGAUAUCCUGAUGGGAGUACUGAAGGAAGUUGUCCGUCAAAGAUCAGAUCUGAAGGUGAUUGUCAUGAGUGCCACACUAGAUGCGGGGAAGUUCCAAGUGUAUUUCGACAACUGUCCCCUGCUGACAAUCCCUGGCCGUACGCAUCCCGUAGAGAUCUUUUACACCCCGGAGCCAGAGCGGGACUACCUAGAGGCAGCGAUCCGCACGGUCAUCCAGAUUCAUAUGUGCGAGGAAGACGAAGGUGACUGCCUUCUCUUCCUCACUGGUCAAGAGGAAAUCGACGAGGCGUGCAAGCGGAUCAAGCGCGAAGUAGAUGACCUCGGACCUGAAGUCGGAGACAUCAAAAUCAUUCCACUGUAUUCCACGCUGCCCCCACAGCAGCAGCAACGUAUCUUUGAGCCUCCUCCUCCAAGAAAGCCGAACGGUGCAAUAGGAAGAAAGGUUGUGGUGUCAACAAACAUUGCUGAGACUUCUCUAACAAUUGAUGGCGUUGUGUUUGUAAUUGACCCUGGAUUUGCCAAACAAAAGGUGUACAAUCCUCGUAUUAGAGUGGAGUCUUUGCUCGUCACUGCCAUCAGCAAAGCUUCUGCCCAGCAGAGGGCAGGACGAGCCGGCAGAACACGUCCGGGAAAAUGCUUCCGCCUCUACACGGAGAAGGCCUACAAAACAGAGAUGCAGGAUAACACAUACCCUGAGAUUCUUCGGUCCAACUUGGGAUCGGUUGUGCUGCAGCUGAAAAAACUGGGGAUCGAUGACCUCGUUCACUUUGACUUCAUGGAUCCACCAGCUCCUGAGACACUAAUGAGAGCCCUGGAGCUGCUGAACUACCUGGCUGCCCUCAACGAUGACGGUGACCUGACAGAGCUGGGCUCCAUGAUGGCGGAGUUUCCCUUGGAUCCCCAGCUGGCGAAGAUGGUCAUUGCGAGCUGCGAGUUUAACUGCUCUAACGAGAUCCUUUCCAUUACUGCCAUGCUGUCAGUCCCACAGUGUUUUGUCCGCCCCACGGAGGCUAAGAAGGCAGCAGACGAGUCCAAGAUGAGGUUUGCUCACAUUGACGGAGACCACUUGACGCUGCUCAACGUCUACCACGCCUUCAAACAAAACCAUGAGUCUAACCAAUGGUGCUAUGACAACUUUGUCAACUACCGUUCACUGAUGUCUGCUGACAACGUGCGGCAGCAGCUGUCCAGAAUCAUGGACCGCUUCAAUCUGCCCCGUCGGAGCACAGAGUUCACCAGCAGAGAUUACUACAUCAACAUUCGACGAGCGCUCUGCACCGGCUUCUUCAUGCAGGUGGCUCAUUUGGAGCGCACAGGCCAUUACCUCACAGUCAAAGACAACCAAGUGGUCCAACUGCACCCUUCUACAGUCCUGGACCAUAAGCCCGAGUGGGUGCUCUACAAUGAAUUUGUCCUCACCACCAAGAACUACAUCCGCACUUGUACAGACAUCAAGCCAGAGUGGCUGGUGAAGAUCGCACCGCAGUACUAUGAAAUGAGUAACUUCCCUCAAUGUGAAGCUAAAAGACAGCUGGAGCGAAUCAUUGCCAAAUUAGAGAGCAAAGAGUAUUCCCAGUACUGAACAACAGCCAAGAAGUGUCCUGGAAAUCAUCUGCAAACUAUAGUUUUAGAUCUCACUGUAUCAUUGUAUCUUAAUGUUUAAAAGUUGGCUUUUGAUUUUUAUAUUUUGUUUGCUUUUUUUUUUGUUUGUUUGUUUGUUUUCACCUUCUUCCCAUCAUUGUUAAUUAUCUAAGUGUAAUGUCCUCAAAAUAUCUGCAGCAGCUGUUAGAUCUGGACAGAAUGACUUUUCAGACAGCGUAUCAGAAACAUGUCAUUUAGAUGUGGUUGACUUUCCUUUAGGUUUCUGCUGAGACAUAAAGAUUUGUGCUUGCUUUAUUUCUUUAAUAAAGGAGCUUUGACUUAAUUUCUGUGUAUAAAUUAAUUAGUAAAGCUUGUUAUUGCAACAUUAA
Messenger RNA from Mugil cephalus (flathead mullet), 2791 nucleotides. RefSeq names its product ATP-dependent RNA helicase DHX15. Gene Ontology annotation, cellular component: intracellular anatomical structure; spliceosomal complex. The transcript has 14 exons. Lineage: Eukaryota; Metazoa; Chordata; Actinopteri; Mugiliformes; Mugilidae. The record is from RefSeq and is a predicted model, not a curated record. Gene Ontology annotation, molecular function: RNA helicase activity; RNA binding; ATP binding. Bases 115 to 2403 code for a protein of 762 amino acids.